UCUUUUUCCUCUCUCUCUCUCUCUCUCCUAAAAAUAAUAUACUUCGCCUCCUCUCUCUCCUCCCCCUUCCUUCCCCUAUCCGCCUCCGCCGCCCUCCUCAUUCCUCAACGCGGCGACGACCGCCGCCUCCCGCACGUCCUACCUAGCCCGGCGCCUCCUCCUCCUCCUCCCGCGCCCGUCGCCGGAGACCGGCGGAGGUCAACGGCGCGGGCCCCGACGGCCGCAGCGCUGCAGGCAUUCGCGGCCACGCGGGUCCCGGAGGGUUUUGGAGGCCUGGCUUCGGCGGCGUGAUCGGGUGCGGAGGCGGGCGCGGGUGUGGAGGGGUGAGCGGGCAUUGGAUGUUCUCGAUCCGUACGUGUCCCUGCUGACCUCCUGCCGCAAUGGAGGAGCCUGGCGCGGCCGUGCGCGGCGGGGAGGAGGGUCAUGUUGCUGACGCCCAACGGUUGGGGCCAGCGGAGGUUGUUGCUCUGUCUACUGCCACCGCCCCUGUACCGGUCCAUGGAUUGGGGGAUGACACAGUAGAGGUAUGCCGCGCUCCGGAAGCUAGAUUGUACACAGAGAUAGAUGACAAAGGGAGUGAUUUUGCUCUUGGAUUGGUGACUCCUGUCGAGCGUGCUUCUGCCUUCCUCCAAGGAAGAAGGUUUCAGAUAGGACAGGAGGACGGUUCGAGUUCAGAGCAGAGGGUCAUGGGCAUGGAGGAAGGGAAGGAAGGUAGUUUGGCUCCUGCGGCAUCCGCUGAAAAUGCCAGUCUGCAGAUUUGUCAUGAGGCCAAUGGCAGGCUUUCAAAUAGGACGUUACCUUCUCCUUGCCAUGAAGCGGUCUGUUCCGAGGAUGCUAUAUGUGUGUUUAACAUUUUGGAGAAAACGACAGAGGGGAGCCAGUUUGAGCAGGUGGGUUUGAUGGGUAACGGAGAUGAUUGUGGCGUCAUGGUGGGGGAAGUAAAGGAAACUGUAGAAGAUUUACGGACGGUUUGUAACGAAGUAAAAUGUGGUUAUGAAGGCUUGUCAGUUUUGAUGGAUCAUGGCAGCGAGCAAGAGCCACGUGGUGUUGAUGGCAUAGGAUCUAUCACGUGUGCAAAGGAUGAGCUGCAGUCAGAUAGUUUGAUAUCGGAUAUUGAAGCUGUCUCGAGAUCAGCUCAUGAAGAUUCAGUUCCUUCCAUUUCAGGGGGUAUUGAUCUCACUUUGGAUCGAAAGGCAGGUCAGUGCCAUGGGGCUGACAGAGGGAUGUGGAAUGGUGAUUUAGCCCAUGACAAUGGGGACUUGUCAGACCCAGGGAAGCAUCACUCGGAGAAAUUGCCAUCUCGUGCUGAGGGCCUGACAUUGAUAACCAGUGCUAAUUAUGAGCUGGAAAAGGUUGGUUUCCUGCCAAAUGUCGAUGCAGUACACUUCUGCCCAGUUGUUGAAACUUCAGUUCCUUCUAUUUAUGGGAGCUCCGUUGAUGUGCCUUUAGAUGGUCAGGCUCUUGAGCUCCAGAUGGAGGCUUAUGAUGAUGGCAAUCAGCAUUUUGGCCCUUGUCCUGAUAAAGAGUUGCAACAGGUCUCUCUAAAAUAUGGGGCCCCUGAACUACCUCCAGAUAGAAACCAGUGUGUUUAUUCGUAUAACCAACUUUGCAACGAUGAACCUUGUUGUAGCAGCAAGGAACCAUCUGCUCUAUGCCUAGGUCAUCAAGGUGCUGUUGGUGGAUCUGACCAUUUGGACCAAGGGCUCAGUGCCUGUAAUUCUGCUGAUGACAGCUCUGUUGAUUUUAUCAGUAAUGCUAAUGAUGGAGAAUCACAGAGCCAAAAGCUGACAGCAUUACAGGUAUUCAUACGUAGGAAUCCAAAAAGAGCUGCUUCUUCAAGAAGUCUUAAUUCUGAGAAGCAAGAUCGAAUAGGCAGAGGGAGCAGUGGCUCACGCAAACCUAAAAAGGUUGAUAUCAUGAGCUCAUUACACCAAAGCACCAUGGAUAUGUUCCCCAACAAAAUCACUAAGGGAAGAAGUGGUAUGAACAGGCCACCAAAAUCUUCUACUUGGGGCAAUCUAGAACAGCUAUUAGAUUGCUGUCCAAGCUAUGGGCCAUCUACUUCUAAUUCUCAUCCAAUUUGCCUGGACAAAGGAAUAUCGUAUAACAGAUCUGAUCAGAGAAGUCAGCCAAGUAUUCGGAGAAGUCGAAGUUCAAGAUCUUCAAAAACUAAAUGCUCUACCUUCUCUGAAAUAGGGCAUGCAUCUAAUGAACUGGAUGGGCAACCAACCUUAACAACUGUGGCUGAUAUAGGGCAUGCUGCUAGUGAAUUGAAUGAGCAACCAACCUUCUCAAUCGUGGCUGAUACUGAUAUUUCAUUGGAAUGUCACAGAGGAAACAUUUCAAAUUUGUCUUCUGAUAAAUUAAUUACUAUUCUUGAUAGUACUGGCAAAACUACAGAGUCUAUUGAUAGUCAUCAUACAGAAUCAAAGUGUAUCCAGACUGAUGUGCAGCAAAGAGAAAGAGCCUUGGUGAGUUGUACUAAAGAAACAUGCGCCGCAUACGUCCAUGGAAAGUGUACUAACCUUUCAACUUCUGAGCCUAUGGACAAUGCCAAUGGCAGUGUCAUGCUGCAUAUUGGGUUUUCGCCGGAUUCUGUUUUGGAGGUUGCUUCUGUUACAUGUGAAGGUAAUGCUUCUGCAAGCCAUGAUGUUAUGUUACAUGAAAACUCAACCGAUGCUGGUGCACUGAAUGGUGGUGAUCCAUCCGUUUUAUCUACUUCUGACUGUGGAAAAGAACAUGCUUCAUCAUUGAUGAACUUGGAGCAGCAUGCUAGAAGUACUUUGCAUGAGGACACCAGAAAGGAAGAGGUUGGUCCAUCUCAUGGCACAGUAGAAAAUCAUAUUGGUGAAGGAAAGGUGCGAGCUUCACAGAAGUCAAAAUCUGUGAGAAAAAAUGGUAUUGUCAGAAAAGCAGGUUGCAAAAAGAAAGAUGGAUCUAAAGCGGUAAAAAAGAAUGUUAUAGGAUGCAACAAUGUUUCUCCAUGUGAAUCUUCAAAACUUAGUCCGUUCUCUAAUGGUCCAAUUUCACCUGGGCCUCCAGAUGACGGGUCUUGCUUUGAAGCCCUAACUUCAGGCUCACAGGACCUUAGUAUGCAUGAACAUGAUGGCAUACAGAGUCACUCUGUAGUGCAUGGUGACAAAGGGAGUGCAUUUGACAGUAUGAAAUCACCAAGACGCAAGAUAAAGGAUACUAAUGCAAAAAAGAAGGGUAAGGUGCGAGACCCACAUAAGAAAGAAAAAGGUAAAAAGAAAAAUACAUCGGGCGAAACUUCCCUUGAUCAUGGACUUUUACAUUUGCCUUCUACUGAACGGGCAGCACCUCAUAUGAAUGAACAGAGUAAUCUUGAUCCUACCACCGAACUUGCAUUCAAGAACUCUGGUGCCAUAUCUACUGAUUUACCUGGAAAUGUUGCAUGCAAAAUGGAUGUGGCAUCUGUACCACCAGUGCCACCACGUGCUGCAUGGGUGUGUUGUGAUGAUUGCCAAAAGUGGAGGUGCAUACCUGCUGAACUAGCAGAUGUGAUUGGAGAAACAAAUUGCAGAUGGACUUGUAAGGACAAUGGAGACAAGGCGUUCGCUGACUGUUCUAUUCCACAAGUGAAAACAAAUGCUGAGAUUAAUGCAGAACUUGAUCUUUCAGAUGUUUCAGCUGAUGAAGCAGACAAUGGUGGAUCUAACUCAAAAGCUUGCAAACCACCAUCAUGGACUCUUGUUAGGUCAAACUUGUUUCUGCAUCGAAACCGCAGGACACAAUCCAUUGAUGAGAGCAUGGUGUGCAACUGCAAGCCGCCCCAAGAUGGCCGAAUGGGUUGCAGAGAUGGCUGUUUGAACAGGAUGCUCAACAUUGAAUGUGCCAAGCGUACAUGUCCUUGUGGAGAACAAUGUUCUAAUCAGAAGUUUCAGCGACGUAGCUAUGCAAAACUGAGAUGGUUCUAUUCUGGCAAGAAAGGCUAUGGACUGCAGUUGCAAGAAGACGUUACUGAAGGAAGGUUUCUUAUUGAAUAUGUUGGAGAGGUCCUUGACAUAACAUCCUAUGAAUCCCGCCAAAGAUAUUAUGCUUCAAAAGGCCAGAAACAUUUCUAUUUCAUGGCUCUAAAUGGUGGCGAGGUAAUAGAUGCUUGCACUAAGGGGAACUUGGGUCGAUUCAUCAAUCAUAGCUGCAGCCCUAACUGCCGCACAGAGAAGUGGAUGGUCAAUGGAGAAGUCUGCAUUGGAAUAUUUUCUUUGAGGAACAUCAAGAAGGGUGAAGAAUUGACAUUUGAUUACAAUUAUGUUCGUGUAUCUGGUGCUGCUCCUCAAAAAUGCUUCUGUGGUACCGCCAAAUGUCGGGGUUACCUUGGUGGAGACGUAUCAAUUGUUGAUACCAUCGUCACCCAAGACAAUACAGAAGCAGAUCAUUUUGAACAAAUGGUUGUUGACAAAGAUUCUGAGUUGCUGGGUCCAAAUGGGUCUGAUUCUGAUGGUAGCCACCCAAAUAUUUCAGAAACUGAAUUUUCUAUUCAAGGGGAAGAUCUACAUGAUCCCUCAGCUGCAAAAGUAGAGUUAGACCUGCUUGAGGAAACUAGAGGAACCCCAUUUGAAACUAGUGAGCCCGAACAUUCCUUUGAAGCAUGGAGCCCACCAGAAGAUGAAGAUGUCAGUCGCACGCCUGUGCAUGUGUCACGGGCAUUUGAAAGUUCUUUGCAGACGUUCCCAGUACAUGACACUCAGUCAUCAGAUCUUUUGAGAAAGACUGCAAUCUCAACGGAAGGAUCAAAGGCUCCAAAUAUAAUAAAUGGAUCGACGCUUAGUUCUGAUUUCAGGGGCAAUCUGGUGCCUACUUUCAGUGCCACCAAGAGAAAAAACUUCAAACAACAUAAAAAUCAGAAACCGCAACCAUCAUCUCCAAUUGACAAUGAGCACAUUUUGGGAGUUGAAGGGACACUGAACAGCCUACUGGAUGUGGACGGUGGUAUCAGCAAGCGAAAGGAUGCUACAAAUGGAUACUUGAAGCUUCUCGUUAUGACUGCAGCAGAAGGUGGCAAUGCUGGGGUCUCAUCCAAAAGUAUGAGGGAUCUUUCAUUGAUUCUUGAGGCACUUCUAAAAACAAAAUCACAUUCGGUUCUGUUGGAUAUCAUCAAUAAGAAUGGACUGCAAAUGCUUCAUAAUAUAUUGAAGCAGAAUAGAGGCAUCUUCCAGCGGACACCUAUUACACGGAAGCUUCUGAAGGUACUUGAGUUUCUAGCUCAGAAAGGAAUUUUGACAUCUGAACAUAUAAAUGGAGGUCCUCGAUGUGCUGGAGUUGAAAGCUUCAGAGACUCGAUGCUGAGUUUAACAAGACAUCACGACGUUCAGGUUCAUCAGAUUGCUCGGAGCUUCCGUGAUAGAUGGAUCCCCCGUAAUACAUCCACAUUUGUGCAUGAUGUCCAGGGGACUAAUACAGUCUGGAGUUCUGCUAGGAGGAAACGCAAGAGCCGUUGGGACUAUCAACCUGACGAGCAUUAUAAGAUGGUGGGACUAAAAAUCCAAAAAGUUUGUUCUGGCUUUAUGAGAAAUAAGUCGCAGAGGAAUCAGGGCGCAAACAACUAUUGUAAUGAUGUUCUUGGCAUGGGAAGUUCAACACAGGGUGCAGAUGAUGAAGCCCCUCCUGGGUUUGAGUCUCAGCUGGAGUGUCGGCCUGCACAACUUUCCAUAGGCAGUGAGGUUGCUCCAGGACUUUGCAUGGAGAGGUACCAACCUAGCUUGAGUAUUUCAUAUGGGGUUCCUGUCACUCUUGUUCAGCACUUUGGAACCCCUGAAUCUGAAGGAGGCCAAUGCCAUCAAAAAUGGAAAGUUGCACCUGGCGUGCCUUUUAGUCCUUUUCCACCAUUGCCUCCCUAUCCACGAGGGAGUCCUUGCCCCUCCACUUCGUCAUCCCAGAUGUUUCAGCAUGAUGGAGCACCCCAAGUUAAACAUAACAGUUCUGGACAAUGCGGAAGGAUCAUGGGCCGAGAUGGGAGAGUCCAUAGGUCAUGGCGAAAUGGGCCAAGAUCAAAAUGGCCAUACCAUCAUCAAGGAAGGAAAUUUUCGAGCACACAUAGAGUUGAAAGAUUCGAACCUCCAAAACCUCAAUAGUGAUUAAGGGUUCAGGGCAGUGAUUGGGCCCAGCCUUGCAGUUUUUGAACCUCAAGUAGUGGUGGUAUACAUGGUAAUUCCUUCUCGUCAGAAGUGUAACAGAAACUGUGUCAGCCUUUAACUAUGUUUAAAGAGUGUAACUUUCAGUUCAUUGGGGGUAGAACAGAUGCUGCACAUAGGUCAUUGCCAGUGCAGUGUUACUAAUUAAUUUGGUCAUUGUUUUUUUUCUCCCAAUGGGUAUUCUUAAUAGGAACAUUUUAUGAUUUGAUUUAAUCCUUUUUACAGGUGAUAAAGCUAACCAAUUUUAUCAACAAUCCUCUGUAGUCUCGUUUCCUUAAUUACGCUUUUUUCUCUCCCCUUUUGCUUUCUCCGUAAAGCUUCUGUUUUUGGUGCAGUGUUCAUGUGUUUGUUUCCUUUGCUUUUGCAUUUUAUUUCCACUCCAAUAGGUAAGUAAGCUUUUUUUGGGAUCUUGUACAUGAGGAAGCUUUUGAAUCUGUUCAACUUUUGGGAGUGCUCAUAAUUUCUAGUCCUCUUGCUGCUUCUACAUUACGAUGGCUCCUGUACUUAAAAUCUUAUGAUAUAGCUGAAGGUGAUUCCUAGUCGUUCCUCUCUUCUACUGAACGGGCACACCCAUGAACUGACACAUUGCUACAGGACUUACAGGUAAGUUGUCCUGAAUCCAAAUCUGAGCACAUUUUCCUUGAAUGUCUCAUUAUAUAAGUUGUGUCAUGCAAUUCUGGAGCACGAUUUGCUAGCUUUUGUUAUGUGGUGAUAUCUGACCAAAUUUGCUAAUGUCUCGUGUUUUCUUGUUGGAAUGUGGAAAGGCUAUGCUGUUAGCGUCAUUUUGUGAUAUCUGUCCGAAUUAGCUAAUGUCUCAUUUUUUAUUUUUUAUUUUGGGUUAAAUUUGAAACAGCUGCUUCGAAGAACUCAACAGUUGAUACCUGGCGCAGUGGCGUAUAUGGUUGGUUUUGGAAAUGUUGAGAGCUUACACCUUCCUCGUGUUGGAACAUGGGAAUGGUGAGAUUAGUUUAUUUGGUAUCUGGGUGCCCCAUGUCUGUAUACCGUGACCCUUGCACUCACAAAUUUAUUUUUUUUUCGGUGCGGGGUCAGCUUGUUUGUCGAGACUACAGGCUAUGUUUUUUCUUGUUAAUGAUUUAAUUUUGGCUAUGAAAUGGCAGACGCGAAGCUUGGCUACUCAACAACAUGCGACAACUCAGACAUGGUAGUAGAUUCCUGAAGCAUGUUUGUUAUAAUACUUUAGGUCAAAAGUGCUCAGCAUUGAUUUUACACUGUAUUUUAUGCUUAUCUUUCAUCACUAAUUGCUUGUAAAAUACUUACGCGGUCUUCUAUGCGUAUACUUUUUCGCGA
This is a messenger RNA of Sorghum bicolor (sorghum), 7463 nucleotides long. RefSeq lists its product as uncharacterized. Gene Ontology annotation, cellular component: chromatin; nucleus. Gene Ontology annotation, molecular function: protein binding; zinc ion binding; histone H3K36 methyltransferase activity. The record is from RefSeq and is a predicted model, not a curated record. Lineage: Eukaryota; Viridiplantae; Streptophyta; Magnoliopsida; Poales; Poaceae. The coding region runs from base 381 to 6095 and encodes 1904 amino acids. Gene Ontology annotation, biological process: regulation of DNA-templated transcription. The transcript has 18 exons.